Choloepus didactylus (southern two-toed sloth) is the source of this 3322-nucleotide messenger RNA. It is a transcript of the gene STS, whose product is annotated as steroid sulfatase. Lineage: Eukaryota; Metazoa; Chordata; Mammalia; Pilosa; Megalonychidae. Gene Ontology annotation, molecular function: arylsulfatase activity. The transcript is spliced from 16 exons. The record is from RefSeq and is a predicted model, not a curated record. Bases 451 to 1797 code for a protein of 448 amino acids.
CGGAGGUUCUGCAUUUCGCAGCGGCUCCCCAGGGAUGCCGAGGCUAGUGGUCACUCUGAGCAGCCGGACCACUUGGCAGCCCACCGGGGGCCCGACCGUCCCGCGCUGAGCUCGGCGGGGCGCGCGGCAGCUUCCCGCUGCUCCCCGGGGACGCCGCCGCGCCCCUGCCGCGACCCCUCGGCGUCGCCCGGUGGGGAGCCAAGGCGCCGGGUGGACAGCCGCUGCCGCGCAGGACGCCACGGCCCACGGCCCUCCCCACCCAGCAGCAUGAUCCUGAUGUCCCCUGCUCACCUCUGCUGAGUGCCACCCACAUCGCCACUGUAUCCGCACAUGGUGACCUCAAGGACUUGAGAUCGUCUGGAGGACGGCCGCUCAAGGAUUGUCUUCAAUCGUUUGUUAUCAGGAACCUGAGUUUCAGUCCAGGGUAGAAACUAGAGGUAAUUGCUGUCCAUGGAGAACAAAACGUUUGUUUGGGAAACAAACACCCAGGAAGGAGAGGAUAAAAUUCUUCCCUGGGAGGAUGAGCCCUUCUCAGACUUUCUCUUUGGAGCAAGGGUUGCCUUGAGCAGGAGGAUGAGGAUCCUUUUCCUUCUGCUGUUAUCCCUGCACAAAGCCCGGAGCGAUGCAGAGAUGAGGCCCAAUGUCGUCGUGUUCAUGGUGGACGAUCUGGGCAUCGGAGACCCUGGGUGCUACGGAAACAAAACUCUCAGAACUCCCAAUAUUGACCGGCUGGCCAGAGAGGGCGUGAAACUCACGCAGCACCUGGCAGCGUCGCCCCUGUGCACGCCGAGCAGGGCAGCCUUCAUGACCGGCCGGUACCCCGUCAGAUCAGGAAUGGCAUCUCGUUCCCGAGUUGGCGUUUUCCUCUUCUCAGCCUCUUCUGGAGGACUUCCCAACAGUGAGAUUACAUUCGCCACGCUUCUGAAGAAUCAAGGCUAUGCAACAGCCCUGAUAGGGAAGUGGCACCUCGGGGUGAACUGUAACAGCAGUAGUGACUUCUGCCACCACCCCCUGAGCCACGGCUUUGAUUACUUCUAUGGCCUCCCGGUGACCAACCUGCGGGACUGCAAGCCCGGGGAGGGCAGCGUCUUCACCACGGGCAUCCGCCUGCUGGCGCUCGUCCCCCUGCAGCUCAUUGGCGUUGCGCUGCUCACCCUGGAGGUGUGCAAUUGCCUGAGGCUGUUCCGCGUGCCCCGCUGGGUUUUCUUCUGCCUCCUCUUCCUCGCGGCCGUCAUCCUCGUCGCCUUGGUGUGUUUCCUUCAUUACUUCCGGCCCUUGAACUGCUUCCUGAUGAGGAACCACGAGGUCACCCAGCAGCCCAUGUCUUACGACAGCCUCACGCAGAGGCUGACGCGCGAGGCGGUGCAGUUCAUCCAACGGAGCACUGAGAAGCCGUUCCUCCUCAUCUUGUCCUACAUUCACGUGCACACAGCCCUCUUCUCCUCCAAGGACUUCGCUGGCAAGAGUCAACACGGCGCUUACGGGGACAACGUUGAGGAAACAGACUGGAGCGUCGGGCAGGUCUUAAAUGCCCUAGAUGAGAUGAGACUGGCCAACGAUACCCUCGUAUACUUUACAGCGGACCAAGGGGCACACGUGGAAGAGGUGACUUCCAAAGGAGAAAUGCAUGGAGGAAGCAACGGGAUCUAUAAAGGUGGGAUUUGGGCCCCGGGCUCUAACCCGCUGACACUCUACGAGUGCGGCGACUGCCGACGACACUGCCACGCUUACUGGGAGCAAAACGCCUUGUCUAGAAACAGGUUUUCGGCAAACACCUGUGUAGCAGCCCAGGCUUAGGAAAUGAGGCGAAAGGAACUGUGAGGAGGAGCUUCAAGUUUAAGAUACUUCAUAUGUCAAGAGGAAUUGAAGAAAACCAAGAGAACUGCUAAGUGGGAUUCAACUUCAAGGAUCAUAAACAACAGGUUCUUUCCUCUUCAUCUUUGAAAUGAUGAAGAAAACUGUUUGCUGUGCAUGCCAGUUAGUAGGGUGGUGAGUGCUGCAUUGAGGAGGCCUUACUGCCAGGUGCAAAUAGAGCUUGAAAUUUCCUGCCACCUCUGUGCUCAAGGUGCCAGUACCAUCAGGGCAACAGGGAGCCCGUUGGAAAUGCAGAACCUCUGGCCCCAAGCAGACCAAUUCAAUCUCUGUCUGCAUUUUAAUGAAUCUUGGGAGAAAUGCAUGCACAUUAGAGAUUGAGAAGCAGUGACUGAGCCCAGCCUUGGCAAUUAGAAUCACCUGCAAGUCUCUCUGGGUAAAGGAAGUGGAGAUUUGAUUUAUACUCUGCAUACUUCUUAAUCAGAUCAACUGUUCCAGAAAGUUGUCCUGGCUUUGCAGCUGCACCAUGACAGCCUUUUGCUAGACAAAGCAUCAACGCUACAUGCCAUUGGGAGAACUAAACUGAUCUGAUGUGAGUUGUGGAGACUCCAGGAUUUCCACCUGAAGGAGUUUAGAAGCAUCAACCUGAUAGAAGUAAAGCCCAGCUUUCUUCUCUUCAGAUACAGCACUCGAAGAGUCCAACAGUCAGCCAAGAGAUGGGACCCCAGAGACUGCAAGCACUAAUCCAGUGUUGACCACAUAUGACUUGUUAAUGGUGAUCAAGAAGGCUGAACACAGAGAAAUCUGUUCUUUUCAAUGCAAGAGGCACGUCUGAGGCUGAUGGAGGAGGUGGUUGGUUGGGUCAUUUUGAAGAGAUGGACCAAAUUCAUUAAGAGUUCACAGGGUAAAACUCCCAUUUCCAACACUGCCUCCUUUCACUUUGACUAUCUCUUGAUUUCCUACAUCUAGAGCUUCUGUCUGGUUAGGCUCAAAAGUUUUCGCCUUUUAUUUCCAAUCGUUCUCUUUGUUCAUUGUUCUCCCCCAGUUCACCAUCACCUAUUUCUUUAUGUCUUCUGGUCUGCUUGCUCUCUUCUCUAAUAUUUCUUGGCAUUUGUAUGUUCUCUUAAUUAUUUCACCACCUCAACCAUAUUUCUAUUUCCUGAAAUUUUAGCUUUUGAUUAAAGCAAUAAAUGACCAGAAAUAUAACAUUCCUGCAUAGAGUCACUGUUUAUUGGUCACUUCAAUAGAUACCUAUGAUCCUGGAAGUGGACUCAUGCUUUGGCUACAAUGUUUCAUGUGAAGAUCAUGCCCAGUAAAAUUAAAUAAUUAUGCAAUUAAUACCUGAAUGUGAUAUAUAUGUUUAUAUAUCUACCACCGGUCUCUCAACCAUCCAGCUACACAUGCAUACACAUAUGUAUGAUUUGCCUUAUUCAAUUUUCAUUUGCACAUUCAGAUUCAGAGAGUUCGUGUUUACAAAUCCAACAUAGCUCUGUCAUUCCAUCGAAGGUCA